UGCGGACGUCCAUUACCCAGGGGAGGGCAGGACAAGGGGCGGGGCAGCACCUCGCUUAUCGCGAGGUUUCGUUCUGUCGCGGGCGGCGCGUACGGGAUGCGGUCGAAGGAGACCUCCGGAGGACUGGGAGCGGCGGUUACUGCUCAGAGUCUAGGCGGGCAGGAGAAACCAUCGGCCACGGAGGUCCAGUUCCGCCAGAAAUCUCCGCGGCGAGAACCUCAGACACUACUAGCUUCGUCUUCCAGCUCUGAGGGCGGGAUCAUGAAACCUCGCGAGGAGAAGACGGCGCUGAGCAAGGUGGUCCUGCGGCGGCUGCCUCCUGGCCUCACAAAGGAGCGGCUGGAGGAGCAGCUGCGCCCGCUGCCCGCGCACGACUACUUCGAGGUGGCCGGCGCGGAUCGCAGCCUUUAUCCUCAUCUCUACUCAAGAGCAUACAUUAAUUUUAGGAAUCCUGAUGACAUCCUUCUGUUCAGAGAUCGUUUUGAUGGAUAUGUCUUCAUGGGCAGUAAAGGUUGGCUCAUUGGUUGUUAAACUCUUCGAUCACUGUCUCUUGAGUGUAGUGUAUUAAUGAGAAUUAGCUGGAAUAUUUGUGAGUUUUGUUAAGUUUUCAGACAUCUAAAGAUCACAAAUUUCAGGUGUUCUUUUAACAUGUACUGUUGUUUAAAUUAAUAUUAUAAACCAAACAAUUCCAGAAACCCUUUGUAAUGGUCACAUAGAUGUAUAAUUGUUGGAGAGUAAAAUUUUUCACAUAAGUGUGUUGGACUUCACAUUUUGUAUUUCAAGAAUAAGUUUACCCAUGAUUGAUAGAAAUUGUAUAAAACUAAUAUUAUACUCUUAAGGACCAUAUCUUCCUGAACAGAGAAGUCUUCAUUAUUGUAUAUUUCUUGAUGAUGCCAUGGGAGAGUUAGUUGAAAUCACCAACUUUAGUCCUUGAUGUUUUAAGCGUUGUGCUCCACUUCCUUGUAUUUUCUGGGGUCUGGUUUUGACACUUUCUUUCUCCCUUCUAGUCAGACUAUCCUCCUUAUGUGCUGUGUUGUUGAGUCUGUAAACCUUUUAUCUCAAGAUGUUUCCUGGCACCCACCAGCCAGCCUCUUGCCUCACGCCUAAAUACUGAUUACUGAUCUUCCUGCUCCACCAAGGGGUAACAAACUAGAGAAGGU
Chinchilla lanigera (long-tailed chinchilla) is the source of this 1160-nucleotide messenger RNA. RefSeq names its product regulator of nonsense transcripts 3A-like. NCBI's taxonomy places the organism in Eukaryota, Metazoa, Chordata, Mammalia, Rodentia, Chinchillidae. Gene Ontology annotation, biological process: positive regulation of translation; nuclear-transcribed mRNA catabolic process, nonsense-mediated decay. The coding region runs from base 97 to 531 and encodes 144 amino acids. Gene Ontology annotation, molecular function: telomeric repeat DNA binding. Gene Ontology annotation, cellular component: nucleolus; cytoplasm. The record is from RefSeq and is a predicted model, not a curated record. The transcript is spliced from 3 exons.